AUGCAGAAGCAUAAAUUCUUUCACAAGGCCAGCUUACAGCUGCAGCACCUGGCAGUGAUAGGAGCCAGAUACGGCAUGCUGCCGCACAUAACGCCACAGGAGAGUGCCAGCAAACUUGUACGGCGGCCAUGCCGUACAAGCGCUGGGCCGUACAAGCGCUGGGCCAUACAGGGGUCCGGGCCUAGGUGGUUGGUGAUUGACAAGGGGUUUCUGCAGUUUGCAAGCUCCCCUUUUAUGGCCUUCAUCGGGGGACAUGACCGCAGGCAGCUGCAGUGGCUAGGUUUCCCGUCAGGAGAGCUCGUCAUAAAAGGGGCUCUGCUUGUUUGGGGCUUCCAGGUACAUCUUCAGGACUUUCCUGGGCUAUAUAAUGGUUGA
Molecule: messenger RNA, 375 nt
Organism: Volvox carteri f. nagariensis
Lineage: Eukaryota; Viridiplantae; Chlorophyta; Chlorophyceae; Chlamydomonadales; Volvocaceae
Exons: 3
Coding region: 1-375 (124 amino acids)
Source: RefSeq, a predicted model, not a curated record